Messenger RNA from Aptenodytes forsteri (emperor penguin), 1296 nucleotides. RefSeq names its product chromobox 4 (gene CBX4). The record is from RefSeq and is a predicted model, not a curated record. Lineage: Eukaryota; Metazoa; Chordata; Aves; Sphenisciformes; Spheniscidae. The transcript is spliced from 4 exons. The coding region runs from base 1 to 1296 and encodes 431 amino acids. Gene Ontology annotation, biological process: negative regulation of DNA-templated transcription.
AUGACCACCAGCGCUUUGCCCGUGUGCCAGCCUCCACCACGUGCCAUUCCUGGACCGGAGCGGCAGGAGCAGCUGAUGGGAUACCGCAAGCGGGGGCCCAAGCCAAAGCCGCUGGUCGUGCAGCUUCCCUCCUUCGCCCGCCGCUCAAACAUCCUCACAGGGCUGCAGGACCCUGCCGUGGACAACAGGCCAAAGCUGGAUCUCGGCUCCUCCGGCAAGAGCCAGCAGCACCAGUAUGAACUCAACAGCAAGAAGCAUCACCAGUACCAGCCCAACGGCAAGGAGAGCGGCAUGAAGCACCAGUCCCACAGCAAAGGGAAGUAUUACUACCAGCUGAACAGUAAGAAGCACCACCACUACCAGCCGGACCCCAAGAUGUACGAGCCCCAUUACCAACCCAGCAGCAAGGAGCCGCAGAGCCAGGCCUGCUUGGACAGUAACAAGAGCCCCCUGGUCGCCCACCCGGACAAGUGGGCUCAUGGCCCAGCCAAAAAUCUGCUGGGCCCAGUCAAGAACCUUGCUGCAGAGAGCAAGAAUGGGGCCGAGAAGAACCUGUCCAGUGGUACCGGGCCUCCCCCCAGGGACAGGGUGACCAGCAACGGCCUCGGGGGCAAGAUGAAGAUUGUCAAGAACAAAAACAAGAACGGGCGCAUUGUGAUCGUCAUGAGCAAGUACAUGGAGAACGGUAUGCAGGCAGUGAAGAUCAAGUCCGGGGAGCCACCCCGGAAGCGGGCUGCAGAGGAGAGGACUCCUAAGAAGGGUGGGGAGGAGAAGCUGGAGGCUUGGAGGAAGCCAGGGGAGGAGAGGGUGGUGGGCAGCAACGCCCUGAGCAAAGCAGAGGGCGAGGGCCGGCAGCCCCCUGUGGAGCUCGAGGAAAGUUCCCGAAAGACUCCCCUGGCCAAGGAGCUGUCCCUUCCUCCAGCGGAGCAGCCCCUGCAGCUCACCACCAAGCCGGACCUUGUGCCCUGGUCCCUGAGUCCCGUCUGCGAGCACAGCCCUUCCUCCAUGGGACUGAACCUCUCCAGCCCCAGCUCGCGGAAGCGCUGCAUGUCAGAGCCACACGCAGAGCGGGAGCCGGGCAAGAAGCGCCUGACCUCCCGGAGCAUCAGUGCCCCCACCUGCCUCAGCCCCCCGGCCCCGGAGCGGUCGGAGCCACCCACCCCCACCCAGCCGGAGGUCAUCCUGCUGGAUUCGGACCUGGAUGAGCCCAUAGACUUGCGCUGCGUGAAACCACGGGCGGAGGGCGAGCUGGCCUUGGCGCAGGUGAAGCCGGAGGUGCCUCCAGCUUUUGCUUGA